AUGGAGGGCGGCUUCACGGGGCAAGAUGAGUACCAGAAGAAUUUCCUGCCCGGGGACUACCUGGCCACCUACUACAGCUUUGACAGCGGCCCCUUGCCCGAGACUGAGAUGCUCAAGUUUAACCUUGAGCAUCCCCACAAGACGUUUGGCCCUGCCUUUGGUGACACUCAGCUCACCCGGGCCGCCUUCCCGGGUCAUCUCUUUCUCAGCCCCCUGCUUCCUGCUCCUGCCCAUCUCCCCUGGCCCGCAUUUCACCCAAUGGAAUCCAUCCAGGCCAGGCUGGACAUCAGCAGCUGGUGGCAGGAGAAGGAGAAGGGGAAGAAGCUGUGAUCCACGGUGAAGCGGGUGCUCAAGCGUGACAUCCGCCUGGGCAACCCGCUGGCCCCGGCUGUGCUGCCCCCCGCCGACUGCGUGCUCAUCCUGCUGGCCGUGGAGUGCGCCUGCUGCAGCCUGGAUGCCUACCGUGCUGCGUUGUGCAACCUCGCCUGGCUGCUCAAGCCGGGGGGCCACCUGGUGACCACGGUCACUCUCCAGGUCUCGUCCUACAUGGUGGGGAAGUACAAGUUCUCCUCUGUGGUCCUGGAGAAGGAGGAGGUGGAGCAGGCUGUCCUGGAUGCUGGCUUUGAUAUCAAGCAGCUUCUGCAUAGCCUCCAGACCUACUCCGUCACUAACGCUUCCAACAGCAGGGUCUGUCUCAUUGCGGCCCGCAAAAGGUCUGAGCCCUGA
This is a messenger RNA of Trichechus manatus latirostris (Florida manatee), 726 nucleotides long. RefSeq names its product indolethylamine N-methyltransferase (gene INMT). Gene Ontology annotation, molecular function: amine N-methyltransferase activity; N-methyltransferase activity. Gene Ontology annotation, cellular component: cytosol. The transcript has 3 exons. NCBI's taxonomy places the organism in Eukaryota, Metazoa, Chordata, Mammalia, Sirenia, Trichechidae. The record is from RefSeq and is a predicted model, not a curated record.